AUGUCUGACAGUCAAUGUGAUACAGAGAGCUUCGAAGAACUUGAGCCAUCCUGUAGGAGGAGGAGGAAGCCAAAAACAUCCCGUUCUUGUCGGGCAGGCUUGAUAUUCCCAGUCAGUCGCAUCGACAGAUUCCUGCGGAAAGGAGACUACGCGGAACGCAUCGGGUCGGGAGCCUCUGUUUACAUGGCCGCGGUGCUUCAGUACCUGACUUACGACAUUGUGGAUAUUGCCGGAAACAUUGCUGCAGGUGAUCAUAGGCGGCGAAUUGCCCCUGGGCAUUUACAUCAAGCGGUCAGCAACGAUUCUGAACUCCACUCUCUGUUUGGAGGAGUUCUCACUCGGGAGAACAACUGUCCAAGGAAUCAGUCUGCUGCAUCAGCCAGAAGGGGGAAGAAAUCUAGCAAGACUGUACGAGCCCAAAAUGCCAUUGCUGCUUAA
Messenger RNA from Python bivittatus (Burmese python), 438 nucleotides. Its product is annotated as histone H2A, sperm-like. Gene Ontology annotation, molecular function: protein heterodimerization activity; structural constituent of chromatin; DNA binding. Gene Ontology annotation, cellular component: nucleosome. NCBI's taxonomy places the organism in Eukaryota, Metazoa, Chordata, Lepidosauria, Squamata, Pythonidae. The record is from RefSeq and is a predicted model, not a curated record.